GCUGGUGUGUGUGUGUGUGUGUGUGUGUGUGUGUGUGGAGAUUACUGCGGUACAGAGUUCAGUUCAGAGACAGACGGAUUACUGAAAAAGCAACAAAUGAAUAUAUUUGUUGUUUCUCAUCAGUUUUUCAUCAUUAAUUAGUUCCACCCGAAGAUCUUAUUCCAAGGAGAAACACUCUUCAGGUUUGCUGUGUGUGUGUGCGUGCGUGUGUGUGUGUGUGUGUGUGUGUGCUCAUUGCUAGGUUCUCAGGAUGACGAUCCCAAAUCUCUGAAUCUUUCCUGAUGUCUCUCUUGAUUUCGUGAUUUUCAACACCAUGAGCAGCAAAAGAACCACCAGGUACAGCAUUGUUUCUCCUGACGAGGAAAGGCUGAAGGUCUCGACUCUCGGGCUUCACAACGGCCACAGCUCUCCCGGGAGCGCCAUGAGCAGUACCAUAACUAGCGUGGGUGGCUACAACAUGGAGAACAGCUACAAUGGUAAAAUCUCCACAAGAGGGCGUGGCCAAUUGCGGAGCCGUUUUGUGAAAAAAAAUGGCCAGUGUAAUGUUGUUUUCUCCAACAUGGAGGACAAAUCGCAGCGCUACCUCGCCGAUAUAUUCACGACCUGCGUGGACAUCCGCUGGCGCUACCUACUGCUCAUCUUCUGCACCACGUUCAUGGUGUCGUGGCUGAUUUUUGGAUUGAUUUUCUACAGCGUGGCACUCGCACAUGGAGAUUUCGACCCUGAUCGCCACAUGCAGGGGCAAACAGGGGCAGGAGCUCCAGGCGAGGGGCAACAUAAGGAAUGGAAGCCUUGCUUGCUCCAUGUGGAAGGUUUUCUUGGUGCCUUCCUGUUUUCAGUCGAGACUCAAACAACGAUUGGGUAUGGCUGGCGCUGCGUCACUGAGGAGUGUCCAGUUGCUGUGGCAACAGUGGUGGUCCAGUCUAUUUUGGGAUGCAUCAUUGACUCGUUUAUGAUUGGUACCAUCAUGGCCAAGAUGGCGCGACCCAAAAAGCGAAAUCAGACGCUGCUGUUUUCCCAAAACGCUGUUAUAGCGCUGCGGGACGGAAAACUGUGCCUCAUGUGGCGCGUUGGAAACCUCAGAAGAAGCCACAUCGUGGAAGCUCACGUCCGGGCACAGCUGAUCAAACCCAGAGUGACAGAGGAAGGAGAGUUUAUCCCGCUGGAGCAGACGGACCUGAAUGUUGGUUACGAUGAAGGAACCGAUCGCCUUUUUCUCGUCUCACCUCUGGUCAUCGUUCACGAGAUCGACGAGGACUCUCCACUUUGGUCAAUGAGCCGCUCAGAUCUGGAAAACGAUGUAUUUGAAAUUGUGGUGAUUCUCGAAGGAAUGGUUGAAGCCACUGCUAUGACCACACAAGCACGAAGCUCAUACCUUUCUCACGAGAUCCUCUGGGGUCAUCGCUUCGAGCCGGUCGUAUAUGAAGAUAGCGAUCGCUACCAGGUGGACUACGCUCACUUCCACAAAACCUAUGAAGUUGCCUCGACUCCUUCAUGCAGUGGAAAGGAACUCAGUGAGUCAGCAAGUCAUCACUCGUCCAAAGUGUCUUCACAAUCCGGGACACCAGUUAGCUGCAGGACCCAUUUUCUGCGUCCACCUUGCUCGCCCAGCGCAUUCUGUUAUGAGAAUGAAGUGGCUCUGUACUCUGGGGAGGAGGAGGAUGAUGAAGGGAUGAAUACACACAAAGUUGAGGAAGGACUAACAACAUUAAAAACGGAUCUAACAGUUAUAACGACGACGGGUGUUCCACCAGAAUUCCAAAAAAUGUUACUCCAGGAUGCUCCAACGCUAACGUCUGGAAGCAACGUCCUCUGUGUGCUGGACAUGGACAAUCAGAUGGAGUUUGAUAUUCUUCAGACCUCCAUUCCUCUCGAUCCUCUGACAUACAAAAGUGAAUCAGAAAUAUGACUCUAUGGGACCAGAGGCGUUUCACAACGUCCCAGGAGUUCCACAUCUUCAGUUUAGAAUGAACUGAAUGGAAGGUUGGUGAGGGAUUACUGCACUUUUUGCACAUUUUAUGGAGAUUUUGAUUCAUCAGUAAACUGUAUAUAGGAGCAAUUUGCCUGCUUUAAUUUGUAUAUUUGCUCAGACUGAAGCUCACAAAGACAUAAAAACAUGACUAUCUGUGGAAUCUUUACUGUUCCUGAAAGGAUCACAUGAUCCAUGACAGCUGAUCACAGGUGAAGAAAUAUAAACUCAAAGUCACUGUGGGUAUUUAUUGGAACAUAAGAAGAGGAAAUAAAGAAACACAAAGACUGUGAACAAAUAAACCUGUAUAUCAGAAGAAGAGUUUAUUUACCGCACUGAUUUAUGGGAAAUGAUACGGUAUAGAUCAGCGUUACGCAUGCCCGGAGCGUCAUAACAUCCACACGUGCCACAUACGGUUAUUAUGAGCUCUGACAGAGUACUUCAAUAACAUUUAUUUGUUCAUAAGAAGAUUCCAACCUUCUCAUCUUUCCAGAGUCAUGACUCAUGUUGCCUUCAUUCAGUUUUUUUAACUCCAGUGAAAUAAAUGCUAGCAUAGAAAACAGGUUAAAUCAAUGCUAGCAUAGAAAACAGGUUAAAUCAAUGCUAGCAUAGAAAACUGACUAAAUCAAAGCGAAUCUUGUAUGAAACAUGCACACUAGUUUUUCAGUACAAAUACACUAACAGUAUAAAUACAUGAACACACCACACAGUAAACACACACUAGCAUAAAAGUAAAUAAGCUCAAAUACAAGUUAGAAUGUUUAUUACAGUGAUUAGCGUUACACUAUCAGACGAAACCACAAACUGGUACAGACGUCAGAACAUCUGUAUAUCUAAUGUUAUGUAACAGUCAUUUUCUGUGUGAUAUUCUGUCCCUGAAAAGCCACUGAAAAUAAGAAGUGUGUGUGUGUGUGUGUGUGUGUGUGUGUGUGUGUGUGUGUGUGUGUGUGUAUGAUGCUCCUGGUCCAUGCCCAUACUUAGCUUAGAUAUCAGAUGGUUAUGUGAUAAUUAUGGAAUGUAGCCUCAAAACAAAGCAAUAUUAAUUAGAGCAAUAGUGUGAGAGUGAAGAGUCUACUCAACUGUACUCUAUUCAACUCUACUCUUUUUAACUCUACUUUAUUCUGCUCUACUCAACUAAAUUCUACUGUACUAUAUUCUACUCUAUUCCAUCUCAACUCUAUUCUACUCUAGACUCUACUCUAUACUCUAUUCUACUCUAUUCCAUCUCAACUCUAUUCUACUCUAUACUCUAUUCUACUCUAU
This is a messenger RNA of Silurus meridionalis, 3232 nucleotides long. It is a transcript of the gene kcnj4, whose product is annotated as potassium inwardly rectifying channel subfamily J member 4. The transcript has 3 exons. Gene Ontology annotation, molecular function: inward rectifier potassium channel activity. Gene Ontology annotation, cellular component: plasma membrane. The coding region runs from base 314 to 1909 and encodes 531 amino acids. Lineage: Eukaryota; Metazoa; Chordata; Actinopteri; Siluriformes; Siluridae. The record is from RefSeq and is a predicted model, not a curated record. Gene Ontology annotation, biological process: potassium ion import across plasma membrane; regulation of monoatomic ion transmembrane transport.